Glycine soja is the source of this 408-nucleotide messenger RNA. Its product is annotated as ABC transporter C family member 4-like. The record is from RefSeq and is a predicted model, not a curated record. Gene Ontology annotation, biological process: transmembrane transport. NCBI's taxonomy places the organism in Eukaryota, Viridiplantae, Streptophyta, Magnoliopsida, Fabales, Fabaceae. The transcript is spliced from 5 exons. Bases 1 to 408 code for a protein of 135 amino acids. Gene Ontology annotation, cellular component: plant-type vacuole; vacuolar membrane. Gene Ontology annotation, molecular function: ATPase-coupled transmembrane transporter activity.
AUGUCAGUUGAAAGGAUAAAACAGUUCACAAAUAUCUCAUUUGAACCAGCAUGGAAUAUGAAGGAUCAUCUUCCUCCUUCAAAUUGGCCAGUUGAAGACAAUGUAGAUAUCAAAGACUUGCAGGUCAGAUAUCGUCCAAACACUCCUCUGGUUCUUAAAGGCAUUACUUUAAGCAUUAGCGGAGGAGAAAAGGAGCCCGUCCUUUUUGAAGGAACUGUCAGAAGCAACAUUGAUCCAAUUGAACAGUACAUAGAUGAAGAAAUAAGGAAGAGCUUGGAACGGUGUCAAUUAAAAGAGGUUGUUGCUGCCAAGCCUGAAAAACUUGACUCUUUAGUGGCAGAUAAUGGAGAGAACUGGAGUGUGGGGGCAGAGACAGUUGCUUUGUCUAGGAGGGUUAUACUCAAGUGA